GAGCCUCGACGUCUCACAACCCUAUGGGCCUACACGGCCUGUUACCGUUAUAUACGAGUAAACAACUGAAGCCCGUCCUGUCUUCUUACUACUUUCACGCUUGCUGCAACUGAUUGUGUAAUAGGGGGUUCGUAUGACCUCCAGUGGCAUGUGCUAAUGCGAAAUUUCUUAAGCAUCUAUCAACUGGUUCAAAAUUGCGUGGCAGAAAAACUGUCAUAUAAAAACCGCCAUAAGCCCAUAAUUCCCAUUAACUUUCCUUAUUUGAGGAAAGUAGGCUGGACAAGAACAACGAAAGUCUAGCUAUUUCUAACUUUGUGACGUGAAUUUUUAGUUAUAUCGAAAGAGACGGAAGUUCUUGACUGAAGAGCCCUAGUGCUUCAAGUUGAGCCUCUUAUCAGCCAAGGAUCACCCAGCAAUCACAUCAGAGCUAUUAUCAAAUCAUGGUUUGAGAGAAUGCUGACGGACAGCACAGACUAGCUUUCCUUUCCUAUUCUCUUCACCUGAAGACGGAAUGAAACCCAUUUCAGAAUCGCAAUGGUUUUAUUAAACUCGGACGAUAGACAAAGUUUAAAAUAAUAACUUCGGACAAGAAACAUGUCCAUUUCACUAAAAGAAUAACUUAUAACUUCGCAACUUUUUAAUUAUCCAUGAUCUUGUCCGAUGCUGAAUUUGGUAUGAACAGUGUUAAUCGUUUCGUUGCCUACAGUGAGACGCCCUCUGUUAAUGAACUGCUUAUAAAUAAGAAAACGUCUACUGCUACUACUAAUGCUACUGCAUUAAGGGGACCGACAAUUAAAAAAUAAGAACAUGGUUGACAAAUUGGUGUAAUGGUUGCUAGAAACUUUAAUUCUUUAAAACGGUAGAACAUAUGGUCUAACCCCAUAAACCCUUUCUAAUUAUCAAACCAAUAAAAAAAAUACCGUUGCUAUGGAAACCAAGUUCGUUUCCGUUAAUAAUAGAACUUGCAAUUUUAUUAUGACCUGAGUCAGGAUAAAUAAGUUCACAUAUUCAUCACUUAUUUCAUACAAUUAAUUCUAAUAUUUUCCCUUGUGGAAAACAAAAUAUGAAAGGCAGAAUAAAAAAUAUCAUCUAUCUUCUUUGCUUUAAUUCCUUGAAAUAUUUCGUUAUUUCCCUGGCAUAAGAAGAACAGCCUGGAAUUUCCUAUUUCGGGAUAAAAUAUGCAGUAGCGAGUUGUUCUUCCCCCUUUGGUUGCAUUUACUACAUAAUUUUAUUGUUAGGGAAAUCCAUAAUGUGAGAUAAGUCACACUUCUCGUUUAAGAGAUAUUUCCUGUUUUCGUAACCUAACGCGUCAUUAGAUAUAGCGAUAGGAACACCGUUAAAUAGCCCAACCCAACGUGUCAUGUUAACAUAGUAGGUGCAUAUGUAGCGGAGAACACAAUGAAGACGCUCGCAUUUCUUUCCUGCGUUCUGGUGCUAAGUGUUGUAGUCAGUGGAAGAGCACAAUUCUGGGGCACGUUUGAACGUCCGUCUUGGAGGUCACUCUCAACGACAAGAGCACCUAAACCAGUUACGGGAGCGUCUGCGGACGACAGCGCCACCCCAUCCGUUGUGGACGGUAACGGCUCCCUGCUGGGGUGCGACUGUCCCGCACCCCCGCAAUUCAAUCCCGUGUGUGGCAGUGACGGGGUCACGUACGGAAAUCUGCAGAAACUGAACUGUGCACGGUCAUGUGGGCGAAAUGUUCGACUCUCAUUCAUCGGAGCCUGCAGCAAUGGUUAACCUCACAUGAGCAUUUUUUUCGGGCCUGAAUCCAGAAUUCCGUGGUUUCGCUAUGCAUCGUAUAAUGAGUAAUCACUGCCACAUGUCAACUGCAAUUCCAAACGAAUUCUUACGAGUUUCUUUGAAUGUACUUAACUGUAUUUAUUCACUAAAGCUGUUUAAAAGAAAAACGCA
Cryptotermes secundus is the source of this 1914-nucleotide messenger RNA. RefSeq names its product serine protease inhibitor dipetalogastin. The transcript has 3 exons. The coding region runs from base 1399 to 1740 and encodes 113 amino acids. The record is from RefSeq and is a predicted model, not a curated record. Lineage: Eukaryota; Metazoa; Arthropoda; Insecta; Blattodea; Kalotermitidae. Gene Ontology annotation, molecular function: serine-type endopeptidase inhibitor activity; protein binding.